AUGGCAGCAAGUGCCCCUGCUUUUGACGAAUGCGGCCUGCGCGUGGUUCAGGAUCCGGUCAAGGGCAAGGUCGUGCUCAGCGAGCGCACGUUCGAGCCUGGUCAUGUGGUUUUCAGCGAGCAAGCGUUCGUGGCAGCGUCGUGGAGCACGGACUUGUGCAGCGGAUGCGAAGAGCUCUUGUCCGUGGAUUUUAGCGAGUCGUCCUCGGCUGAAGACGUCCGUCCUUGCUGUCAUUGUGAGCGCACUGGCACGCCCAAUGCCAUGUGCUCUUCGAAGCUGCAGGAGACAACUAGCGGGCGUCGCGAGGUGGUAAUGGACAUCAUGAAGACUGUCGAUGGCAUUGAGGAGGUGGAUCGAGCACGCUGUAUUCUGAAGUGCCUGGCGAUGUACGAGCACGACGUCCACGCUCUUGAUGAAGUGCUAAGCUUGGCAUGGGCUGCACAGCAGCGAGCGACUGAAGCAGCUGUCCAAUUGCGUCGUCAAGUGCCCGACAUCUUCCCUGAGGGCUUCUCUGACCACCAGAUGGCUUGA
Molecule: messenger RNA, 531 nt
Organism: Peronospora matthiolae
Lineage: Eukaryota; Oomycota; Peronosporomycetes; Peronosporales; Peronosporaceae
Source: the annotation of a GenBank genome assembly